AUGACUUCUGCCAAGCCGGAGAUGGCCACUCCUUCUCCAAAGAAAGUCGAUCGUCGAACCUCAAUGCAGGAGCUUACUCAAGAAGAAAUCAGAAAAAAGCAGGCUGCCGAUCAGAUCUUCAAUGGCAAAAAACACAGGCGUGAAAGCUCAGCAAGCAAGAUAUUCAUUGGAGAUCACUUAGGACUACUUCAUGAAGAAAGUAGCAUAAAUACAAUUCUUAAUACGUUCGAUCCUCCCGAAGAAUUAUUCUUUGCUGACCACUGUACGAGGCUAACAAAUCGUAAUCAUAUGGAAGAUUGCGGUUUUAUUAUAACUACAAAUCAUAUUUGCAUAACAAACACAAGAUUAAACGCUUAUAUAAUUCCCGAGCCUGUAGAGAUCAAAAACAUUGAAUUCAUUUCUACAUCUCUUGAAACAGAUAAUGCUGUUGUAAUUCACUUGCCUGAUUACAAUUCUGAGCUUGUCAUGAGUUCUAAUAAAAUUGAAUUGAUGAAAGUACUUAUGGAAAGGUAUAGAUCAAUUGCAGCAAAGGAUUUAGAAAUCAAAUUUAAUAACGUUAUUGAAUUUGAUGUUGAUAAUGAUACAAUAUUCGAAUUUAAUUUUGUACGCGCUAGUGAUGGUGUUCGUAUGACUUUGUUUAUCAAAGCAAAGCCUGGAGCACCUGCGAUACCUCCACCUUCACAUUAA
Trichomonas vaginalis G3 is the source of this 687-nucleotide messenger RNA. RefSeq names its product motor protein. NCBI's taxonomy places the organism in Eukaryota, Parabasalia, Trichomonadida, Trichomonadidae. Gene Ontology annotation, cellular component: myosin complex. The coding region runs from base 1 to 687 and encodes 228 amino acids. Gene Ontology annotation, molecular function: cytoskeletal motor activity. The transcript has a single exon. The record is from RefSeq and is a predicted model, not a curated record.